AUGACUUUCAGGCUCCGGAAAGCCACAUCGUUCAGCCUCCGCUGUUGGGAGUUGCAAAUCGUCAGGGACCGGUGGGCUGCAGGCCGCCUGUGUGUUGUGGACUGGAAGUCGAUGUCCAUCUCUCCGACACUAGUUAGAAUGGGCCGCGCGUUGUGCAAGGGGGUGGAAGUGGAGGGGAGGAGAGGCUGCGAGCGGAGUUCUUGAAGCUCCACUCCUCUGGGGGAAGCCGAGCCGAGAGGCAGCCUUCUUCCCGAGCGGAGAGCGUGCGAGCUGGAAGCGAUCCCGAGGGCUGGCCGGUCCAGGCGCAGGUCCUCUCCGGAAAAGCGGUUGCCCUCGCUUGGGAGAUGCGCCCAGCCUUCGCCUGCAUCACACUGCAUGCUUUAAUAUAUUAUUGAAACUACAAACUCACAUCCACAUCGGUUUCAUGUUGACAGAUUGCAUAUUUUGAAAGCUUGAGAUAUUUUGUAAUGAAACAUGCCAUGUGGAAACUCUGAAGUAUAGAAUUCUGCCAAACACCUGAAUAAAGAAUUCCUCACCUGGUAUGUAAGAGACAUCACUACCACCAUGACCAACCAGGAGAAGUGGGCCCACCUCAGCCCCUCAGAAUUUUCCCAACUUCAGAAAUAUGCUGAGUAUUCCACAAAGAAAUUAAAGGAUGUUCUUGAAGAAUUCCAUGGUAAUGGUGUGCUUGCAAAGUAUAAUCCUGAAGGGAAACAAGACAUUCUUAACCAAACAAUAGAUUUUGAAGGUUUCAAGCUAUUUAUGAAGACAUUCCUGGAAGCAGAGCUUCCUGAUGAUUUCACGGCACACCUUUUCAUGUCAUUUAGCAACAAAUUUCCUCAUUCUAGUCCAAUGGUAAAAAGUAAGCCAGCUCUCCUUUCAGGCGGUUUGAGAAUGAAUAAAGGUGCCAUCACCCCACCCCGUACUUCUCCUGCAAAUACAUGUUCUCCAGAAGUAAUUCAUCUGAAGGACAUUGUCUGUUACCUGUCUCUCCUUGAAAGAGGAAGACCCGAGGAUAAACUUGAGUUUAUGUUUCGCCUCUAUGACACAGAUGGGAAUGGCUUCCUGGACAGCUCGGAACUAGAAAAUAUCAUCAGUCAGAUGAUGCAUGUUGCAGAGUACCUUGAAUGGGAUGUCACUGAACUGAAUCCAAUCCUCCAUGAAAUGAUGGAAGAAAUAGACUAUGAUCAUGAUGGAACAGUCUCUCUGCAGGAAUGGAUCCAAGGAGGAAUGACAACAAUUCCACUUCUUGUGCUCCUGGGCUUGGAAAAUAACGUGAAGGAUGACGGACAGCAUGUGUGGCGACUCAAACACUUUAACAAACCUGCCUACUGCAAUCUUUGCCUGAACAUGCUGAUUGGUGUGGGGAAGCAGGGGCUCUGCUGUUCCUUUUGCAAGUACACAGUGCAUGAGCGUUGUGUGGCUAGAGCGCCGCCUUCUUGCAUCAAGACGUAUGUGAAGUCCAAGAAGAACACUGAUGUCAUGCACCAUUACUGGGUUGAAGGUAACUGCCCAACCAAGUGUGAUAAGUGCCACAAGACGGUUAAAUGUUACCAGGGUCUGACAGGACUGCAUUGUGUUUGGUGUCAGAUCACACUGCAUAAUAAAUGUGCUUCUCAUCUCAAACCUGAAUGUGACUGCGGACCUCUGAAGGACCAUAUUUUACCACCCACAACAAUCUGUCCAGUAGUACUGCAGACUCUGUCCACUUCAGGAGUUUCAGUCCCUGAGGAAAGACAAGCAACAGUGAAAAAGGAAAAAGGUGGUUCCCAACAGUCAAAUAAAGUGACUGACAAAAACAAAAUGCAAAGAGCCAACUCCGUGACCGUGGAUGGCCAAGGCCUACAGAUUACUCCUGUUCCUGGUACUCAUCCACUUCUAGUUUUUGUGAACCCCAAAAGUGGUGGAAAACAAGGAGAAAGAAUUUACAGAAAAUUCCAGUAUCUACUAAAUCCUCGUCAGGUUUACAGUCUUUCUGGAAACGGACCAAUGCCAGGGUUAAACUUUUUCCGUGAUGUUCCUGAUUUCAGAGUGUUAGCCUGUGGUGGAGAUGGAACCGUGGGAUGGAUUUUGGACUGCAUAGAAAAGGCUAAUGUUGUCAAGCAUCCUCCAGUUGCUAUUCUGCCUCUUGGGACCGGCAAUGACUUAGCAAGAUGCCUGCGAUGGGGAGGAGGUUAUGAAGGUGAGAAUCUGAUGAAAAUCCUAAAAGACAUUGAAAACAGCACAGAAAUCAUGUUGGACAGGUGGAAGUUUGAAGUCAUACCUAAUGACAAAGAUGAGAAGGGAGACCCAGUGCCUUACAGUAUCAUCAAUAAUUACUUUUCCAUUGGCGUGGAUGCUUCCAUUGCACACAGAUUCCACAUCAUGAGAGAAAAACACCCAGAAAAAUUCAACAGUAGAAUGAAGAACAAAUUUUGGUAUUUUGAGUUUGGCACAUCUGAAACUUUCUCAGCCACCUGCAAGAAGCUACAUGAAUCUGUAGAAAUAGAAUGUGAUGGAGUACAAAUAGAUUUAAUAAACAUCUCUCUGGAAGGAAUUGCUAUUUUGAAUAUACCAAGCAUGCAUGGUGGAUCCAAUCUUUGGGGAGAGUCUAAGAAAAGACGAAGCCACCGCCGAAUAGAGAAAAAAGGGUCUGACAAAAGGACUACACUCACAGAUGCUAAGGAGUUGAAGUUUGCAAGUCAAGGUACAAAUAGAAGCUGGGCACUGGGAUAUUUUUAUCAUGCACCUGCAAACUCAGAUCUGAGUGAUCAGCUGCUAGAGGUAGUUGGCUUGGAAGGAGCCAUGGAGAUGGGACAAAUAUACACGGGACUGAAAAGUGCUGGGCGGCGGCUGGCUCAGUGCUCCUCUGUGGUCAUCAGGACUAGCAAGUCUCUGCCAAUGCAGAUCGAUGGGGAACCAUGGAUGCAGACCCCAUGUACGAUAAAAAUUACACACAAGAACCAAGCCCCAAUGCUGAUGGGUCCUCCUCCAAAAACUGGGCUGUUCUGCUCUCUCGUCAAAAGAACAAGAAACCGAAGCAAGGAAUAAACCUGUUUCAUUUUAUUCUUAGAGAUCUAAUUAGCAUAAUUGGGCCAUGAAAACUUAUGCUGGAAACCUUUCAACCAUUUCAGUUCUCUUGCUCAUGCAAAAUCAUGGAAUUGGUUAACAGUUUUUGUUACCGAGCUAAUGUAAUAUUCAGCUAUUAGAAAAUUUGUCUCCGUUUUUAUAGGCAUCUUUGCAUGAAGAAGGCAGAAGUGUACAUGAAGUGAUCCUGCAUAUUUUUGUUGCACGUGUUCCCAUAGAUUUUUAUGUCUCUCAUCCACCCCUCCCCCAAUUCCAUUUACUAACCUGUGAGACAAAUAUGUGAAACAUAAAAGGAAAUAUCAUGGGAAAUGUGAUUCUGCGUGUGAUUCAAAUUAUUGGUAAGCACUAAUCAGUAAUGCUAUGAUGAUCAUCACUGUAGAUUGCUAUAUUUUUCCCUUAUAGAAUCAGUGCAUCAAUGAUCUUUGAACUAUGACUUGAAAAGAAACUUUUAAUUGGACGAUUUUAUUAAAUAGUUGUCUGUGAUAACCUUGCUGUACCUAAAUAGUUUUUCUUCAACAUCUUAAUGCUUCUGAGUGGAAUUUAAAAUAUCAGAUAUAUAAAGUUUUCUUGUGCUAAAAAAAAAAUAGAAAGUGAUUUUUAUUUUGUUCCAUUUUGUUUUUAAUUCCAGAAAUAAGUGAAAACAGAAAUAAGUUAGUUGGCAGUGAAGUGUGAUAAUAUGACAAGCCUUACUCCUUUUUGCAUGUGGAUCUAGAAGAAAAUUCAUAACCACACCAAUAACCAAACAAAUGUUUUAAACUAUGUGCCUAAUAUACUAUUUCCCACCAAAGAGUCAGAAAAAGAUGCUUGAGAGAAAUGGGUUAAUGUAUAAUUAAUUAGCUUUGUGGAGUAAAUUUAUGGUUCUUAUGAUUAAUUUUCUGAUGACUUAAACUCUGGAAGAGAGUGAAUUACCCAUUAAUUAUAAUUAAAAUUCUCACCUUACAUAGACAAUAGGCCAAACAACACAAUCAAAGCUCAAAUGCUGAUUUCUUGCUUUUUUGGUCAUUUAUAAAUAUAGGUAUGUGUAAUUUUUAAUGGGUCAGUUAAGUACACUUGAGAUAGUAAAUGAUCGUAUCAGUUUUGCUCUGGAAUAAAUUGAUACCUGCAAUGCUAUUAAGCUCAUUGAAGCAAAUCGUGCAUGCAGUUAGCCCUCUUCCAUCAGCCUACACCGCUCCCAUCUCUGUGACAUUUCAAAUGUUUAUUUGGAAAUAAUGACCCAGAUCGUUGUUUAUGGUGUUCAUGGGAUGGUUGGAGUGUCCAUUUAAAGAAAUCACGGCAUAGUACUUUCCUUGGUGUUUCAUUAAAUCUAUGAUAUAAAAUGAAAUGCUUUUCUGAGCAGUUUGGGUAUUUUUCAGUCAUAUUGACCUGCAUCCCAUCAUUGCAUGUUUUCUGUUUUUAAACAUGCCAUGAGGAAAACAAGUGCUUGAAAUGCAUGAUUUAUUAGUUUUUCUCUCCACUCAGCAUUAAAGUACUAAUGAUUUAUCAGUUCUGUUUUUCUAUUGAUUCAUUCAUCUUUGAAUAACAAAUAGCAUUUAGUGAUUCUGUUGAACACAAUCCUGUGCAUGGAUUUAUGGAUUUCAAGUGAAAUUGCUAUAAUUUUUGUUCUUCAGUUUGAAAACUCAACUGAAUGCCGUUAUAUCAAAUAGCUACUCUCAAGCAAUGUACUAUAAUGGAAGAUUAUGUAUAAAGCGUAUUAUUUUAGUGUUCCAGGAACAUUAGAUGGUAAAUAUCAAUCAACAAUAAGUUUAAUUGCUUUGAAAAUAAAAGCUUUUGAAUAAAAUUAAGACAUAAUUUAGCAGUCCCAGGAAAAUGAUCAUUACAAUUGCAAAUGUAGCACAGCAAUCACUUGCCCUAGUAUAAUAAUAAUAAUAAAAAAAAAGUUAUUUGGCAGAGCGUAAUCUGGAGCAAAAGAAAUCUCUCAAAACAGUAACAAAUGCAUUACUGACAUGAUGUUACAUAACAAACACAUUGAUUUUGUGUAUCUUUGGUUACAGGUAGUAAAUAUUUCUACAUAAAUUGACAAAGUUUUGUACAAUGGGCAGGCAGGCUUUGUAUCAAAAUAUAUUCUGAAGCCACAGAUGAUUUUAUGUGCAGUACACAUACAGUUAUGUUUUGGCUGCCUUUUAGAGUAUGUAGUUUGAAGGCAGCAACAGUUGAUGAAUCAUUCUUAACAAUCUGUGUGGUGGCGAGCUCUUGAAGAGACAGCGGCUUGAGACAGUUCAAACAACCUGCCUGUCAGAUUCCCAGAGUCUAGUAAAAGCAUGCAGCUUUACUUCCGGGGUAGCCAUGUAACUCUCAUUAGUGCUGAUAGUAGUUACAUCUUCAGUUACAAUCCAUUGGUACAAAUAAUACAUGUUCAAGCAGGAAUCAAAUGUUACUGUCUUCGACUCAUUUCCUAAAGUUCCUGACAUGCUUGCCCUCCUACUACACUACUCCUGGGGUUUGGAAAGUAGUUUUAAAAGAGCAACUUUGAUGGUUUUGAAAUCAGAGAAGAUAGUCUCCAUUUUUAUGACAGCUGCAGGUGAAGAAUAUAUAUUUUCAAGAAAAUUCUAAACUAAAAGUUCUAUGGUUUAGUCAAAUACUGAAUAAUGAAUGUUAGCUUUUCAAGAUGGAAUGUGUUCUUCUGUGUGUGGGGGUGAGUGCCUGAGUGGUUGAGUCAACUUCUUUUAAACAGAGUAGAUCUAGUUUUUCUACAGAGUUUUAAGCAAAAGUUAAUAUUGGGCUGGCAGGAGUCAGAUUAACAGGGGAAAAGAGAUAGGCAUGUUGCCAAACAGUGCCAUACACCGAGUUGACAAACAGACAUUCCCGAAGAAACCUGGAUAUCCAUGCUUCCCAUUGGGAAUAGAGGUGUCUUCGUGACCCAGAAAUUUUAAAGGACAUAAAUGUAUUUUUCCACACUCAUCUGUAUACCAUGUGUACUCGAUGCAAAAAGUCCUAGUCAGUUUAUUGUGGAAGAAGAUGAUAUCUUGUAGAAAGUGGAGAAAAUAAACUUUUAAUACAGUUUUUUUUUUAUGUUUAGACUAUGUGAUUAUAGCCAUAACGAAGCAGAAGACUCAGAUGUUUAGUGUAGUCUACUGCAGGUAGAAAUGUAAAUUUGAUUAAGAGCUAAUGAAUCGCCUGUAUGUUUCCGCAUUUUGUUCUUUUUUUUUUCUUUUUUAGGGGGAUGGGAAAUAAGCAAUUUUCAAGGAAGAAUCUGUUUUGAAUCCCAGGUUGUAUUCUACUUGAACGAGACAAAACUUUUAAAUGGUUCCAUGUCUUUUUGUGUCAGUUUGUUGUUUAUUGAUUAUAAAAAGAAAAAUGUACCUUUCAUGGCACAUAUAACCCACAAACGAUUAUUCAAAUACAGUAUGUAUAUUCUAAACUAAACGAUGAAGCCCUUGUAAUAUAUGUUGAGGAUGUAAAAUUUAAAUAAAUGAAUAAAUAAAUAAAUAAAUAAACAAGGAAAACCCACAAAAGAGCUUCUGUUUUGUGACAGGCAGACAUUACCCCUUAAGUCUCCCGACUGAAUUGCAUUCUGUUUAAAUAAAGUUUGAAUAAAUGCACAUUUCAAGGAUUCUGUACAUCCUUACUGUGUUUAAAAACAUAGAAGUCGUUUAAUUACAGUGUCUUAAUUAUUUUUCAGAAAGUGUUACAUACAGUAUCCUGCUUUUUGAAAUAAAAAUGUUAACCACUCA
Molecule: messenger RNA, 6737 nt
Organism: Neofelis nebulosa (Clouded leopard)
Lineage: Eukaryota; Metazoa; Chordata; Mammalia; Carnivora; Felidae
Gene: DGKB
Product: diacylglycerol kinase beta
Exons: 27
Coding region: 565-3030 (821 amino acids)
Biological process (GO): lipid phosphorylation; intracellular signal transduction; diacylglycerol metabolic process
Cellular component (GO): plasma membrane
Molecular function (GO): calcium ion binding; ATP-dependent diacylglycerol kinase activity
Source: RefSeq, a predicted model, not a curated record